This is a messenger RNA of Ruditapes philippinarum (Manila clam), 2935 nucleotides long. RefSeq lists its product as uncharacterized. Gene Ontology annotation, biological process: proton transmembrane transport. The transcript is spliced from 15 exons. The record is from RefSeq and is a predicted model, not a curated record. NCBI's taxonomy places the organism in Eukaryota, Metazoa, Mollusca, Bivalvia, Venerida, Veneridae. Gene Ontology annotation, cellular component: plasma membrane. Gene Ontology annotation, molecular function: voltage-gated proton channel activity. Bases 258 to 1880 code for a protein of 540 amino acids.
GGGGGAAAAUACAUAGGUGACUGCAUGAAUAAAUGAAAUAGUACAUAUAAAACACGAAAAACGGGUUUACUAGAGAGAGAUAAAGACCUUUUAAAGAUACCCAUGAGUGGUGAUAAGAUACCAAUCUCAUACAAAAUUAGUUAAUUUAGUUAACUUCCUAACGAGUUACUCCAUUGCCGUCUUGAUUGGCUUAUUUUUGCAAAACUAUUACGGAGAUACGGUUGGACCUUUGUGAAUUCUGACAUCUAAGGACGAAUAUGCCGUUUAGAAAACAGAAAAAGCCUACUGGGCUUAUGGCCCUUGCCGGAGAGACAGCGAAGAUGGCACAAAGCAUGAUGGUUCUCAAUAAAACAGAAGCUGCUCUCGAGAAGGAGUUGGAGAAAGAUGAGAAAAAAGUCAAACCAACAACUAAAAUUGGAAGAAUACGUCAUAAGGGAGCACAUAUGAUACAUGGGAAAUAUUUACUUCUGAUGGUGGUAGUUCUAAACGUUUUAGAUUGUUUACUCGUGCUUGGUACAUUAAUGCUGGACAUCAAAUAUGUGACAGAUUUAUUAACGAGAGAGUAUGAUAGAUCGGGACACUUUAUCAGCGACAUGAUAGAUCUGUAUCCUGCGAGGCUUGGAUAUAUCAGUGAAGAAAACAUCGAAGCACUCGAGAAAGAAAUUCUCGCGGCUCAUCUUUCGUGGCUGAAAAGCACACAUCCAAAAUACAUGAACAGCAAUGAAACUAACUCAGGAAAUAACCAAACCAAUUCACAAACAGACACAGUUCUUACAACGACUAUACCAUCUGCAUCAACUGCCGUACGAAAAAGAAGAGCGUCUGAUGGUCAUGAUCAUACUAUAAAUAGUAAUCAAUCAGAUGACAUGGUGCACGUGGAGCACGAAGAACAUCACGAGUAUCAUACAAUAGAAGAAGAGAUUGCACACGCAUUGCAUAAAGCGUCAAUAGUGAUUCUAGCAAUACUUGUCGUUGAGACGUUUUUCAAAGUAUUUUGUCAGGGCAAAGAGUUGCUAGAGCAUAAACUCGAGUGUUUUGACGGGUUUAUAGUGAUAGCUUCAUUUAUAGUAGAUCUCGUCUUCCUCAAAGGUUUACAACAGUUCACAGUCCAGGAGUUUGUCAUGAUUCUCGCCUUUAUGGUACCGUGGAGAAUUAUUCGAGUUGUUAACAGUCUCAUCGUUGCCAUCAUGGAUCAUGAACAUUUACGACUGGUACUCCUUUACAAGCAGAAAAAGAAAAUAUCACAGGAACUCAAAGAAUUAAAGGACGAGAAUAAGGGUCUUGAGGCUUGUAUUGACGCCUUACAGAAGAUGUGUACAGACGCCGGUCUUCCUGAAUCAUAUAUUACAGCGAAACUCAAUUUGUACCGUAAAGUAAAAGCUAAAACGAAUGCUCUGGGUGCAAUGUCUAAUUUCGCCAUGGGAGGUGCUGCAAUGAAUAAACCUUUUACAGCUGGUGUGAUGUCGCCACAAAACGUCACAAUUACUAAUGAAACAACCUCAAAACAAGCAAAACAACUAGAAGAUGUUCUGACUGAUAAACAAGAUAAAGUUGAUGAUGAAGCUGUUGAUAUAAGACUGCGUAACAACACAUAUGAUGAGAUCACAGGAAGGCCAAGAAGCCGGUCAGCAAUAAUGACAAGGGAGGCUUCUAAAGACGACAAAAAUUUGGUGGCAAUUCUUGCAGAAAACACAGCUUCUUUUAUUGCAACAAUAAACAGAGAUGACGCCGAAUUGAGCUCGAUUAAUGGAAGUUUAGAGUAUAUGGAUUCUGGUGUGGGUGGUGAAAGCUCGUAUGCUCUAUUGGAAACGGAUAGAAGCGACAACGCGACGUCACCAGGAAGCACGUGGGAAAGCAGACGAAAACACAGACGACUCUAACACCUCCUUCUGUUCCACAACAGACUCUUUCGACAGCAAACAUAAAGAAGAUAAAGAGGGUCUGAUGAAAACUGAGGAAGACGCAAAUGGUAAAAACCUUCAAGGCUUUGAUAAUCCAGUAAGCCGAUUGUGAUGACGCCCUGCCUUUGAUUAUAAAAUCCUCGUGCCUGGAGAUUGUUAUUGAAUUUUUUAUUCCAUUCGUUUAUUGGUUUGAGAACUUUGUGUACAGUACAGUCUUCGUGUUUUCUUUGUAUGUGUUUCAGGAAAAAGUUAUACAUACAUAAAUAUGUUAUGAUUCUUAUGAAUACGAGAAAUAAAUAUGAACUGAGUGACUAUCCGAAAGCCAGAUAUGAAACAUGAAGGAACCCAAUCUCAAAAUCAAUCUAACUAAAGUUCAGAUCUACUUAUUUCUUACGCGUAGCGUUAUUUAGGAGUUGAUUUUAAUCAGAUUGGUCUCAAAAUAUGACAUUCCACCCAUACAGACAUCUUGGUUAGUUUAUGUGCUGUACUAGAAUGAAGCCAAUUUACAUGUUACGUACUUUUCCAAUGAAUGUUUGUCUUUGUAUAUAACUUAGUCAGACCUGUGACUUAUGAUUCAUUUUAAGUUCCAGGUCAGACCUUUUGUACAGUAUUGUUGAUACUAUGCAAACCUUGACUAGUAUUAAAGGUACAUUUUCAUACAUAACUCAUUAAAACCUGGAAAAAUGGAUCUCCCUUCCUAAAAUGCCAGUAUAACAAACCAAAAGUGGUAAACAUAAGCGUAUGCUUGUAUAAAUUAAGAUUUUUUAGAUGUUAACAGUUUUCUUUGACAUUCAUCAUUAUGAGUUGCUUGACAUAUAUGGCUUAAACUUGAAGUUUGUAGAUAGAUCUUGGAGAAAUAGAUAAACAUACAUGUAUAUCUGUUUUCAAAGACUGAACGUUUUUUUUUUAUUUAAUCUCUCAUAUGCUUUCCGUGAAAUGCAAUUAAAAAUGCUGUUUUUACAAUUUGAUGAAAAUGUGCCUUACUUUUAUGUGAAAACAAAUCAGUAAAAUAAAGUAUACAGCAAUAAAAAUAU